Messenger RNA from Thermothielavioides terrestris NRRL 8126, 2423 nucleotides. RefSeq lists its product as uncharacterized. The transcript has 3 exons. Gene Ontology annotation, biological process: lipid metabolic process. The record is from RefSeq and is a predicted model, not a curated record. NCBI's taxonomy places the organism in Eukaryota, Fungi, Ascomycota, Sordariomycetes, Sordariales, Chaetomiaceae. Bases 195 to 2153 code for a protein of 652 amino acids.
GACAGAGUCUACCAUCCUUCAGCAGGACUUCAGAGCGACUGCGAGUUUUGCAUUGUGCCGAGCCUAGGUGCUUACUCCAUCCUCAUGCUGUCAAGUGGUGACGCCCCGGGUCAUUAAAGUCGCUACUGAGGCUUAGUUGGUGGUUGCUGUGACUGCUCCGCAUCGAUGCUGUGCCGGGACCCAGCUUCGCCUCCAUGGGAUUCUUUGACAGGUCCAAGAAGGUGAAAAAGGAGUCGCCGGCGGCCAGGCCCCGGGAUGCAAGACGAGCACCGGUCCCAACCCGGCCAGCGCCGCCGCCGCCGCCGCGUCAGGUCCCGCUGAACUGGGCUCCCGCUGGCCUUCACCCGCAGCCUGCAGCACACCAGUCGGUCGGGUUUCUUCCUCCACCUCCUGGCUGGAAUGGGGGAUCGCAGCCUCAAGUCUCGUGUCCGUCCGGAGCGUAUCCUCCCAUUAUUGUGAACCAACACCAUUACUACCUCGCCGCCCCACCGCCUCAUCUUCUGAGGGCUCAGGUUCCAGUUCGGCCGAACAUUGACAGCACGCCGCUCGGCAAACUUGACCUCGACUCCGCGCUAGACUUGGCCAAAGACGUAUGUCAGGCGACCGGCAUGCCGCGGCUGCUGGAGGAUGCCCUACCGCGAUGGCACGGCUGCGGCAACCAGCUGGUCAGCCAAGGCAGUGCCUUGGUGAAUGAGAUAUCCGACCGCUUCGACAGCGUCUUGACCAUGAUUGACCAAGGGGGUUACGAUGGCAAAGAGGGGGACAUCUUUGCUUGGCAGCCAACGCAAGCAGCGACCCAGAGGCCUAUACCAGCACCCCCGCCACCCGCUCCGGUCCCGUCGGGGAGGCCGGUAGCCAACAGAGGCAUGCCCCAGUCCAGUAAGAGAGGCGCCAGGACGGAACACCCCAAGGGCCAGACAACGGCGGCGACAGCCAUGGCUUCGGAGAGCUUCUUUGCCAAGGUCGACAAGUACGCCAACUCGAGGCUGCCCAUGAACUUGCCCCCUCUGAAGCUGUACAUUCCCACGUACCCGCUGAUCUGCCUGGCCGCGCAAUACUCGGAGAGAGUCUACGAGCCUCCCGUUGGGCGAGCAGAGCGGGAUGCCCGUGUCGAGGCGGACUGGCGUACGGGCACCAAAGCCAUGGUCAUCAAAUCGGUGCCCAUGGACGACGCCAACACCAUCGUCUUUGCCAUCCGGGGAACUGCCACUUUCAUGGACUGGGCUGUUAACCUCAACAUGGAACCGACAUCACCCGCGGGCUUCCUGGACGACCCCGGCAACCUCUGCCACGCCGGCUUUCUGUCGGUCGCCCGUAAGAUGAUAGCCCUGGUGGCGCGACGCCUCCGCCAGCUGCUCGAGGAAGACACCCGGCGAGCGUCGUCCUCGCUCCUGAUCACCGGCCAUAGCGCAGGCGGGGCGGUCGCCGCGCUAUUGUACAGCCACAUCCUUUCCACGUCGCGCGCCGCCGAGAGCGAGCUCCGCGCGGUGGCAGGGUGCUUCAAGCGCGUCCACUGCAUCACCUUCGGCACGCCGCCGGUCAGCCUGCUGCCGCUGGCGAAGCCCACCGACUACGUCCGAUGCCCGCAGGCGCGCAAGAGCGUCUUCCUCAGCUUCGUCAACGAAGGCGACCCCGUGACGCGCGCCGACCGGGCGUACGUGAAGAGCCUGCUGCAGCUGUUCGCCGCGCCGGCGCCGCGCAUCGCCACUCCCACCACCGAGUCGAAGCCGCCAUCGUCGUCAGACAAAAAACCGCGGCGACAGGCCAACAACAAGCCGGCCAGCAAGACCUCCGCUACACCACCACCGCCACCACCAGCAGCCGCAAACAAGUCAAGAACAGCAAAAAAGCCAGCAGCAGCAGCAGCAGCAGCACUCCCAACCUGGCCUGUCCCGCCGUGCACGCUCAGCUGCGCGGGACAGAUCGUGGUGCUGCGGUCGGGCGACCCGCGGGCGGCAGGGCUGCGGGGCGGGCGGCACAAGGCGGCGACGGUGGCGGCGCGGCUGCGCGAGGGCGUGGUCGCGCAGGUCGCCACGGACGCGCAGCUCCGGGGCGUCGUGUGGGGGGACCCCGUGGCGCACAUGAUGCGGCUGUAUGCGGGCCGCGUCGAGGUGCUUGCUGUCGCGGCUGUUACGGGGCGGCUGGGGGGGUGAGUUUUGAAGGGGAAGGAGGGUUGAGUGAGAGGAGGAUGGUAAUUACGCUGUGUGUCACGGUGGAUGGCAUGGAAUGGGACGGCGACAUUUGCUUGCCCUGGCUUUGUGAUGAUACCUGUACCUUACCUUGUAGGGAGUUUGGGUUGGGGUUCGGGAUGUACCUAUGCUUGGUUUGCUUCUUGGGAGCCAGCCGGAAUGUGCUUCUUCUGAUUCCAGGUCGCCAGACAUUGCGGACAAUCGGAUUUCAAUCUGAGGUCGUGUCCAACAGAC